This is a messenger RNA of Rhagoletis zephyria (snowberry fruit fly), 444 nucleotides long. RefSeq names its product putative nuclease HARBI1. The record is from RefSeq and is a predicted model, not a curated record. NCBI's taxonomy places the organism in Eukaryota, Metazoa, Arthropoda, Insecta, Diptera, Tephritidae.
GUAUGGAGUGGUUCUACGAAAAAUACAAAAUACCCAGAGUUAUUGGAUGUAUCGACGGUACUCACAUUGGUCUACAAAAACCCAGUAGCAAUGAGCACAUGUUUUUCAACCGGAAAGGGUUUCAUAGUCUCAAUGUGAUGGUGUAUAACAUUAGGGCAAUAAACGCCAGAUAUGGAGGAGCAGCACAUGACUCCUUCAUUUGGAAACAUUCCGAGGAGAGGAAGUCGUUGCAAGAACGGUCUCAGUUGAAUCCUAAAAACAAUUUCUGGCUUCUUGGGACUCCGGAUAUCCGCUUGAACCGUGGUGCAUUACACCUUACAGAAGUCCCGGAGAUGGUUCAAGUGAAAGCACAUUUAACGAGGUCCACUCAAAGGCCAGAUGCAUAGUUGAACGGACUAUCGGCAUUUUAAAAGGACGGUGGAAGAUCCUAGGCUACGAGAAACG